AGCAUCUCAGACUUACCGGCACGAGCUGGAAACGUGUUGAAACAUACCAGACAAGAGAAGAAACAAGACUGAAAAUAACGAGAAUUCAAAAGAAAGUUUUCUGAAGCUAUCAGAUGAGCUCGUGAAAGACAUCUGUGGGCAUCUGCUCUUGGUCUCUGUUCAAGGCUACAUCCUUCUCGACAAAGUUGUAUUUAUUUAUUUAUUAUCUAACUUAUUCAUUUUAAGACUUCUGGUUUUAUUUAUAACGUUUUGCGGCGAAGAAACUCGAGGAAGAACGAAGUUUAAGCCAAGUUAAAGCUCCUCGAGACGUCAUCGCAGUUUUUGACAGAGCGCGAUGGAGGACGGAAAGAAGCUGACCUUUCCUCUGAUGCUGGCCGUUGGGACAGCUGUGAUCGGAUCUCUGCAAUUCGGCUACAACACGGGUGUCAUCAAUGCCCCGCAAAAGAUUAUCGAGACGUUCUACAAUGAAACCUGGUUAGAUCGAUAUCAAGAGCCCAUCUCUAAAGCCACCAUGACCACGCUGUGGUCCCUGUCUGUGGCCAUCUUCUCUGUUGGCGGCAUCAUAGGAUCCUUCUCCGUUGGGCUGUUUGUGAACCGCUUCGGAAGGCGGAACUCCAUGCUCAUGGCUAAUGUGCUAGCUUUUAUAGCUGCAGCUCUCAUGGGCUUUUCUAAGAUGACCGCGUCUUACGAGAUGCUCAUUAUGGGACGCUUUGUGGUGGGUCUUUAUUCCGGUCUGUCCACUGGUUUUGUGCCCAUGUACGUUGGUGAGGUGGCACCCACUGCGCUCAGAGGAGCCCUGGGCACCCUGCAUCAGCUGGGCAUCGUCGUGGGCAUCCUCAUGGCACAGAUCUUCGGUUUGGAUACUCUUAUGGGUAACGCCACCAUGUGGCCAUUCCUCCUGGGCUUUACCUUCAUCCCGGCGCUUCUGCAGUGCUGUCUGCUGCCCCUCUGCCCGGAGAGCCCUCGAUUCUUACUCAUCAACCGCAGCGAGGAAAAUAGAGCCAAAUCAGUGAUGAAAAAGCUGCGCGGGACGUCAGACGUGAGCGCAGACAUGCAGGAGAUGAAGGAGGAGAGCAGACAGAUGAUGAGAGAGAAGAAGGUGACCAUCCUGGAGCUCUUCCGCUCUCCACUGUACCGGCAGCCCAUCCUCAUAGCCAUCAUGCUGCAGCUCUCCCAGCAGCUAUCUGGAAUCAACGCCGUGUUCUACUACUCUACAGCGAUCUUUGAGAAAGCGAAUGUGAAGCAGCCCGUGUACGCCACUAUUGGUGCUGGAGUGGUCAACACUGCUUUUACUGUAGUAUCGCUGUUUGUGGUGGAGAGGGCGGGCCGCAGGUCUCUACACCUCUUGGGACUUCUGGGAAUGGCUGGAUCUGCUAUACUGAUGACCAUCGCUCUCGCCCUUCUGGACCAGCUGGAGUGGAUGUCCUACGUGAGCAUUGUAGCCAUCUUCGCGUUCGUGGCGUUCUUUGAGAUCGGGCCCGGCCCCAUCCCGUGGUUCAUCGUGGCCGAGCUGUUCAGUCAGGGCCCGAGACCCUCUGCGUUUGCUGUGGCCGGAUUCUCCAACUGGACCGCCAACUUCAUCGUGGGCAUGGGCUUCCAGUAUGUGCAGGAUGUGUGUGGGCCGUACGUGUUCGUCAUCUUCACCAUAUUUUUACUCUCCUUCUUCGUAUUCACCUUCUUCAAAGUUCCGGAAACCAAGGGACGGACAUUCGACGAAAUCUCUGCCGGCUUUCGCCAGACAAUGGCGGGCGCAGAGAAACACUCACCCGAAGAACUCAACAGCCUCGGGGCGGACUCUCAACUUUAAGCCACACCCUUGACUCCGCCUCCCUCAUUUGUUCACAUCGCAGCACGUGGCUGCUGAAGAGAGGGGGAGGCUGGUCUGUCAAUCAAACAUUUCCCCCCUACCCGGUCGCACUGACCUCUUUGUUACCCACAGCUCAUCGUGAGACACAAGGAGUGGGGUUUGAAAGACGGAGUAAGAGUUUCAUGUUCAGCGUAUGUCAUAUUUGCAUCAGAAUCUCUCGGCUGCUGGGUUUAAAUCUUUCUUUAGCGUUACUUCUACUGUGCCGUGGACGAUUUUGCGCUUUGAUGUUAGAAAUCGACCGAUGGUGAUUUAACACCUGUCGUUUUGUGUGACGACUCAAUACUGUAUCACCGCUGAUGUCAAUCAUCACAUCAGUGCUGUUGCUUUGCUUAACAACCACAUGAGGCGCUCGAUUACCGCUCGAAAUACAUAUCUAUGAUGUCACUAGUCUUCAUAGAUAGAGCGAUUUGAACACAUCGUAGUGGUAUCACCCUUUUGUUUAUGAGCUAUUUUUCAUCACAUCUUUUAAAUGUAUUUAUAUUUUUUUAACAGGUUCAGUUGCUUCGACUUUGAAUUACACUCUAUGAGCUGAUGAAAAGAUUCAGAAUUUCUUAUCCAAAAUAUAGUUUUAUCAGGUUACGUAGCCAAACCUCACAAUGAAAUUAAAACAAAUGGUUCGCUCAAAGAUGAAAACUCAUCACUUGAUGAUGUCAUGUUUUUUAUGGACUACUCCUUUAAUAAAAGACCAGUCACUUUAUAAUGCACGAUAGAGUAUUAAUACUCUUCAUCUGUUCUCAGAUAGUAUUAGUGCUAGAUCAACCGAAUGUCCAUCAAAAAGCCAGAAAUACUCCUGUAAUGUCACGUUCAUGAUGUCAGAUCAGCUCAGACAGCUUUACUUCCACAUCUACACCAGGUUAGAAGUUUGAACACAUGCUUUUUGCACAGUCGACUGAUAGACUCACUGAACAAAUUGUCCAGCGAGAGAACACUUAUAAAGCGACCAAAUGCACUGAAUGCCGUGGCGUGAUAGUGUACUGUACAGCCUUACUCUGUUGCUGCUUUGUUAUAAAAGAGGUGUAAAAUGAGACCAUUGAUCGCGGUGUGAUUUACACAGAUCGGUUAGAUUUUUAAAGAAACAAUCUGCUGUUAAACAUGCUCGGACAGUUUGGCCUGUGCCUUAGCAUUUUUCUAUCUUGUAGGAUUUUAAGGGUAGUUUCACAUUUUAAACAACACAUGUGUUUAGAUUAUGUAGGCAUGUUGAAUUCAUGCAAAUGUUUUAAACUCUCCUGCUAUGAAACGCUUCACAAGUCAACUUUUAUUGACUACCUUUCUCUUAUGUCAUUCAUGUUCGGUCCUAUUAAUUCACCCCUUAUAUGUGUUUUUUUUCUAGGCAUAUCAUGCAAAUGCAAAUAUUGAACUAGGUUUGUCCACAUUUACCCAGCUUUAAAUCAGAUUGUUUUUUACAAAAACCCAUCCCAGGUAGGACUUUACCCCCACAGCAUUCCAUAUGGGAACAUACGUUUGUGCAUCUGGUUGUAAGCUUGUGUUCACUUUCUAAUGACAAAAGUUGUGCACGUUCACGUUAAGACUUCACGCUCAAAUUGAGCGCAUCCCACAGUUUAUUUUCUGAAGUCACUUGUGUCUUUGUGUUGCUACGAACGCUAAAAGAAACACUUUUAGUUUAGGGAGCUUGAAUUGCAGCUGUAACUGUAAAUUGUCAAUAUUGAAUGUACAAUAGAGUUGGUUAGUUUUAUGUACAAGAACUUGUAGUUUUAUAGUGCGAUUUUAAAUUGUCUAUUUUAUAAUUUAGUGUACACUUUCCUCUUUUCUUUAAUGCACUAUCAUGGUCGUCAAUACUGUAAGACAAUGUAAACACCAUGCUGUCUUUUUUUUUUUACCAUACUGUAUUUAUUAGAUGAUCUAAUUUAUUUCAUUUUUUUGCUUUGUUUUACUACUGUUUAAGGAAAUAAACGGUCACAAAAACAUGUA
Messenger RNA from Triplophysa dalaica, 3796 nucleotides. RefSeq names its product solute carrier family 2 member 1b (gene slc2a1b). Gene Ontology annotation, molecular function: hexose transmembrane transporter activity. The transcript is spliced from 10 exons. Gene Ontology annotation, biological process: response to insulin; monosaccharide transmembrane transport. The record is from RefSeq and is a predicted model, not a curated record. Gene Ontology annotation, cellular component: apical plasma membrane; basolateral plasma membrane. The coding region runs from base 335 to 1807 and encodes 490 amino acids. Lineage: Eukaryota; Metazoa; Chordata; Actinopteri; Cypriniformes; Nemacheilidae.